This is a messenger RNA of Syngnathus acus (greater pipefish), 1432 nucleotides long. RefSeq names its product core-binding factor subunit beta (gene cbfb). The record is from RefSeq and is a predicted model, not a curated record. Gene Ontology annotation, cellular component: core-binding factor complex; nucleus. The transcript has 7 exons. Gene Ontology annotation, biological process: regulation of transcription by RNA polymerase II. Gene Ontology annotation, molecular function: transcription coactivator activity; sequence-specific DNA binding. Bases 394 to 918 code for a protein of 174 amino acids. NCBI's taxonomy places the organism in Eukaryota, Metazoa, Chordata, Actinopteri, Syngnathiformes, Syngnathidae.
GAGACAUUGAGAGGGAGGAGAGCGAGCGAGAGAGAGAGAGAGAGAGAGAGAGAGAGAGAGAGAGAGAGAGAGAGAGAGAGAGAGAGAGACGCGGUCAAAUUGAUCUUGAGCGUUUUUUUCUGUCUACGUGGGUCACUUAAUAAGGCGCACUCGGAGGCAAGGAGAAAGAGGGUGCGAUAGGGGCAGCAAAAAUCAUUAGUCACGCGCGCGUGGAAAGAAGGAUACAAAUUUCUCCACACGAGGAGGAAGACACAAGCCGACUAACACACGGAAGGGAAGUUGAAAGACUCGAAGAAACAACAGCAUAAAAAGUUUGACUGCGCGGGCUCGUUUUUGGUUGAUGGUGAGGGGGGGACAAAGCGGGGAAAAAGUGAGGAAUCCACAGUGGGAAAGAUGCCGCGGGUAGUUCCGGACCAGAGGAGCAAGUUUGAGAAUGAGGAGUUUUUCCGCAAGUUGAGCAGGGAGUGUGAGAUUAAAUACACUGGCUUUAGGGACAGACCCCAUGAGGAGAGACAAGCCCGAUUCCAGAACGCCUGCAGAGAUGGACGGUCAGAAAUAGCCUUUGUAGCAACAGGCACCAACCUCUCCCUCCAGUUCUUUCCAGCUAACCUGCAUGGAGAUCAGAGGCAGGUUCCUACGAGGGAGUAUGUUGACUUUGAGAGAGAGACGGGAAAGGUCCAUUUGAAGGCUCCGAUGAUUCUGAAUGGAGUGUGCGUGAUUUGGAGAGGUUGGAUUGACCUACAAAGACUGGAUGGGAUGGGAUUCCUGGAAUAUGAUGACGAGAGGGCACAGCAUGAGGACGCUUUGGCUCAGGCAGCAUUCGAGGAGGCUCGACGCAGAACCAGAGACUUUGAAGAACGAGAGCGAUCACACAGAGAGGAUCUAGAGGACCCUGUGGUUUCUAAAAUCUGGGACUGAUGACAGACAGACCGACAAACAGCCAGCAGAAAACAACAGGUACAGACAACAGCAAGACCCCAGCCCUCGCUUAAACAUCGCCAGCGCUGAUACGGAACACAAGAUGUGCCGAGGAAGAUGACAGGUAGCAGAAAAAAGAAGAGGAAACUCAGGCUGGCAUGCGUUCACUUUUAAUACAAUUAGCUAAAAAGAAAUGAAGACUUUUUCAGAUUUUAUUCCAGUAUUUUUUUUUAAAUGAAACAGCUACUUUAGGUAGACAUUCAAAUAUAGGUAAUUAGUUGAAUGGAAAGUGAACCAUGUCGAGAAAAGAAUAAGAACACCUGUAUUUGAUCACAUUUAAAUGUGACUAAUGUCUGAGUAAAUAAGAGUUGAAGAUCAAGUCAUGCAAAAUCUUGUCUUUGGUUUUAAUAGCUUAUUACACAUACCAAAAUAUAUUUUUGAUCAAGAAUAAAUGUGGGAGAUGACAGUGGGUCAUCGCGAUCCCUUAACUCAGAAUGUUAACGUUAAAAACAAA